This is a messenger RNA of Physella acuta, 3111 nucleotides long. RefSeq lists its product as uncharacterized. Gene Ontology annotation, molecular function: RNA binding. NCBI's taxonomy places the organism in Eukaryota, Metazoa, Mollusca, Gastropoda, Physidae. The record is from RefSeq and is a predicted model, not a curated record.
AUGGUGGACCAAGUAGUGGACCAAGUGGUGGACCUGGUGGUGGACCAAGUGGUGGACCUGGUGGUGGACCAAGUGGUGGACCAAGUGGUGGACCUGGUGGUAGACCAAGUGGUGGACCUGGUGGUGGACCAAGUGGUGGACCAAGUGGUGGACCAAGCGGUGAACCAAGUGGUGGACCUGGUGGUGGACCAACUGGUGGACCAAGUGGUGGACCAAGUGGUGGACCAAGUGGUGGACCAAGUGGUGGACCUGGUGGUGGACCAACUGGUGGACCAAGUAGUGAACCAAGUAGUGGACCAAGUGGUGAACCAAGUGGUGGACCAAGUGGUGGACCUGGUGGUGGACCUGGUGGUGGACCAAGUGGGGGACCAAGUGGUGGACCAAGCGGUGAACCAAGUGGUGGACCUGGUGGUGGACCAACUGGUGGACCAAGUGGUGGACCAAGUGGUGGACCAAGUGGUGGACCUGGUGGUGGACCAACUGGUGGACCAAGUGGUGAACCAAGUGGUGGACCAAGUGGUGAACCAAGUGGUGGACCAAGUGGUGGACCAAAUGGUGGACCAAGUAGUGAACCAAGUGGUGGAUCAAGUAGUGGACCAAGUGGUGGACCAAGUGGUGGACCUGGUGGUGGACCAACUGGUGGACCAAGUGGUGAACCAAGUAGUGGACCAAGUGGUGAACCAAGUGGUGGACCAAGUGGUGGACCAAGUGGUGGACCAAGUAGUGAACCAAGUGGUGGACCAAGUAGUGGACCAAGUGGUGGACCAACUGGUGAACCAAGUGGUGGACCUGGUGGUGAACCAAGUGGUGGACCUGGUGAUGGACCAACUGGUGGACCAAGUAGUGGACCAAGUGGUUGACCAAGUAGUGGACCAAGUGGUGGACCAAGUGGUGGACCAAGUGGUGGACCAAGUGGUGGACCUGGUGGUGGACCAAAUAGUGGACCAAAUAGUGGACCUGGUGGUAGACCAAGUGGUGGACCAAGUGGUGGACCAACUGGUGGACCAAGUGGUGGACCUGGUGGUGAACCAAGUGGUGGACCUGGUUGUGGACAAAGUGGUGGACCAAGUGGUGAACCAAGUGGUGGACCAAGUGGUGGACCAAGUGGUGAACCAAGUAGUGGACCGACCAAGUGGUGGACCAAGUGUGGACCAAGUGGUGAACCAAGUGGUGAACCAAGUGGUGGACCAAGUGGUGGACCAAGUGGUGGACCAAAUAGUGGACCAAGUGGUGGACCAUGUGGUGGACCAAAUAGUGGACCAAGUGGUGGACCAAGUGGUGGUACAAAUAGUGGACCAAGUGGUGGACCAAGUGGUGGACCUGGUGGUGGACCAAGUGGUGGACCAAGUGGUGGACCAAGUGGUGGGCCAAAUAGUGGACCAAGUAGUGGACCAAGCGGUGGACCAAGUGGUGGACCAAAUAGUGGACCAACUGGUGGACCAAGUGGUGAACCAAGUGGUGGACCAAGUGGUGGACCAAAUAGUGGACCAAGUGGUGGACCUGGUGGUGGACCAAAUAGUGGACCAAGUGGUGAACCAAGUGGUGAACCAAGUGGUGGACCAAGUGGUGGUCCAAGUGGUGGACCAAAUAGUGGACCAAGUGGUGGACCAAGUGGUGGACCAAAUAGUGGACCAAGUGGUGGACCAAGUGGUGGACCUGGUGGUGGACCAAGUGGCGGACCUGGUGGUGGACCAAGUGGUGGGCCAAAUAGUGGACCAAGUAGUGGACCAAGCGGUGGACCAAGUGGUGGACCAAAUAGUGGACCAACUGGUGGACCAAGUGGUGAACCAAGUAGUGGAUGACCAAGUGGUGGACCAAGUGGUGGACCAAAUAGUGGACCAAGUGGUGGACCUGGUGGUGGACCAAAUAGUGGACCAAGUGGUGAACCAAGUGGUGAACCAAGUGGUGGACCAAGUGGUGGUCCAAGUGGUGGACCAAAUAGUGGACCAAGUGGUGGACCAAGUGGUGGGCCAAGUAGUGGACCAAGUGGUGAACCAAGUGGUGGACCAAAUAAUGGACCAAGUAGUGGACCAAGUGGUUGACCAAGUGGUGGACCUGGUGGUGAACCAAGUGGUGGACCUGGUGGUGGACCAAGUGGUGGACCAAGUGGUGGACCAAGCUGUGGAACAAGUGGUGGACCAAGUGGUGGACCAAGUGGUGGACCAAAUAGUGGACCAAGUGGUGGACCUGGUGGUGAACCAAGUGGUGAACCAAGUGGUGAACCAAAUAGUGGACCAAGUAGUGGACCAAGUAGUGGACCAAGCGGUGGACCAAUUAGUGGACCAAGUGGUGGACCAAGUGGUGGACCUGGUGGUGGACCAAGUGGUGGACCAAGUGGUGGACCAAGCUGUGGAACAAGUGGUGGACCAAGUGGUGGACCAAGUGGUGGACCUGGUGGUGGACCAAAUAGUGGACCAAUUGGUGAACCAAGUGGUGGACCAAAUAGUGGACCAAUUAGUGGACCAAGCGGUGGACCUGGUGGUGGACCAAGUGGUGGACCAAGUGGUGGACCAAAUAGUGGACCAAGUAGUAGACCAAGUGGUGGACCAAAUAGUGAACCAAGUGGUGGACCAAGUGGUGGACCUGGUGGUGAACCAAGUGGUGGACCUGGUGGUGGACCAAGUGGUGGACCAAGUGGUGGACCAAAUAGUGGACCAAGUAGUGGACCAAGUGGUGGACCAAAUAGUGGACCAAGUGGUGGACCAAAUAGUGGACCAAGUGGUGGACCUGGUGGUGAAUCAAGUGGUGAACCAAGUGGUGAACCAAAUAGUGGACCAAGUAGUGGACCAAGUAGUGGACCAAGCGUUGGACCAAUUAGUGGACCAAGUGGUGGACCAAGUGGUGGACCUGGUGGUGGACCAAAUAGUGGACCUGGUGGUGGACCAAGUGGUGGACCUGGUGGUGGACCAAAUAGUGGACCAAUUGGUGGACCAAGUAGUGGACCAAGUGGUGGACCAAGUAGUGGACCAAGUGGUGAACCAAGUGGUGAACCAAGUGGUGGACCAAGUGGUGAACCAAGUGGUGGACCAUAUGGUGAGGUACACAGUGCUAGUGCACAACUUUCAGGAACACCACGCCAUCCCCAAUAUUUCUGCGACCCGGCAGAACUGA